GUGCCUCUAGCAACACCUUUACUCCCUUCAUUACUCCCUCUAUUACUCCUCUACUCCCUCUACCAGCACUGAUGCAUCUGCCAGAGUCAACCAGGCUUUAAAGAGACAGUUUCCAAAUAUGUUUAGUGCUAAAUCUGACGCAAAGAGAGGCAAAGGUCGGAUUAGCAGAACAGUGCCUAUCAAGUGCACAGAUCUCACAGUCUGUGUUCUACCUUCACCGACAACCCUAACACGAAGCCUACAGUAGAAUUGGAACUGGCUCAGGCAGGGUUAGGGAAAAAGUGGUGACAAUAGCAGAGGACUGCAAACACAUGGAUAUAGUAACAAUUAUGGAGGAAGAGUUCCCCAAACUUCAACCACUACAAGGACGGUGGAUGUUUUAUAAAGCAACCGGAGGAAGUGGCCAGAGAAGAAUGACUCUUAUCUCCAUGGACACAGAGGGUUACUCUGGUCGGCAAAUUCGGUCUGUCUCGAACAGUGGCAAAAAUGUCCUUUUUUUAGUGCCUCUUCAGGAGGAGAUGGACACUCAGCCUCUUCCCUACAAUUCAGCCGAAUUUGCAAAGAUGCCAAAGGUUCCCUGUGUCACCUGCAACACCACCAUGCCACUGCAAAUGUUGGCUUUGCAUGCCGAGGAGUGCAAACUAAAUUCCAAUGAGAAUAUUGAUCUAGUCAUUGUGGAGGAUACAGAUUUAGAGGAUCAGGUCACAAAUACUGAUGCAGGUGCCAGAGAUGUUUCUGAAGACAGCCUUGCGGUGUGCCCUAUAUGCCAAAAGGAGUUGCCAUUGUCUGUAUUACCUUAUCAUGGCAGUUUAUGUGCUGAGAGAUCAUUCAGUACAAGGGGUUUUGAAGAUGACAUGGAGCAGCCAGGGCCAUCAUCUGGAGCUCAUUCAUCUCGUAUUUCAGGACCAGCAACAGAAGAAUGGAAAACAGUGGAAAACCCUCAGGAGGCUGUACAGCUCUUCUUUGAGCAUUUGCGUGAAGGAGGUAAAAGGCAGCCAACCCUUUUUCUGUCACUGGAUUCCAGGGAUACUGAUGAGGAACGGGACAGGUCCCUCAUUUCAUUUUACAAACAACAACGUGAAAAGAACCAGUGGGCUGCUCCAUUUAACUGUCACAUUCAAGGAGAUGCUGCAAUUGGCAUUGGAGUGACUAGACAUAUCCUGUCAACAACCAUUGCUAAAUUAAAGCAUGGAUUUAAACUGAACUAUGGAAAUGCAGCAGAGACCACUCUGUUUGAGGGGGAAAUAGACCACCUUUGCCUACUAAUGAUUGGCCACUCAUUAAUCAAUCAAGGUCCUGCUUUGUCAGGCCUAAGCCUGGCAAUAGUACAUUCUUUGACAGGGGGCACAAAGGACACAGCCACCACAAAUCUCUGUUUAGAGGACUGCCCAGACAUUGAACAAAGGGAGACGAUUCGUCUACUGCUGAAAGAUGAAUGGACUGAGGAUGAGACCUCACAAGUUUCCAACCUUUGUUUGGACUUUUACUUUGCUGUACCAAACAAGAGGAGCAACAAGAUGCUGCUCUUCCAACAGCUUCUCACUCAUGCUGUCCUUGGCCGAGCCGGUGCUCAACUAAAACAAUUAAAAAAGGGAUUGAAGGACACUGGUGUCUGGCCACUAAUCAGCUGUAGACCAGAUGUGUUACCCCUGCUGUUCCCAAGAGAAAGUGAAGUUGAAAUCACACCUGAGAUGAUCCUGCAAGCCAUCCAGUGGCCCCAAACACAGCAUACAGAAGACAGCGAAGACAGUGAUGCUGACGACAUACAGCCUGAGAAACUUAAUCUUGUUACAGGCCUUUUGAGAACCUUUGUUGAACAUGCAUCACCCAGCAACCUGAGGAAACUUCUCAAAUUCUGGGUUGGAUGGGAAGUAGUGCCACGCACCCUCAAGCUGGAAGUUGUUCAGUCCAGUGGACCAAACCAAUUGCCAAAGGCAUACACUUGUCAAGAGCGCAUUCGCCUGCCAGAUCACUAUACCUCCCUCUCAGCUCUCACAGCUGACAUGAUGGUAUGUCUGCAGUCUGUGGAGAGUGGUUUUGGCCUUGUGUAGAUGUUAAUUAAUUUCUUAAACCGUUUUAGAUUGAAACAUUUUUUUGUUACUGUUGCUUGUCUAUUACCGUAAAUAUGCCAAUGUUAUAAUAAUAUAAUAAUGUGUAAUUUGAGCCGUUCCAUUUUGUAAUGAUAUAUUUU
Molecule: messenger RNA, 2191 nt
Organism: Onychostoma macrolepis
Lineage: Eukaryota; Metazoa; Chordata; Actinopteri; Cypriniformes; Cyprinidae
Exons: 15
Coding region: 312-2051 (579 amino acids)
Molecular function (GO): ubiquitin-protein transferase activity
Source: RefSeq, a predicted model, not a curated record